ACUUCCCUCUCUCUGAGCUCGAGCCCCGAGGGAGGGCAGCCCGUCCGAAACUUCCGUGUGCAGACAAGCAGCCACCGACCCCUCGCGAGCGCUGAGUAUCGAAAAGCCAGCCAACAUGCGCGUGAUCCCAGAGGAAUUAACGAGCCUCGUCGCAGACCUGGAGGUGUUUCUGGGUGAUGGCCUGAAGGGGGAGACCUUGAGCAAGAAGAACAAGGAGAAGAGAGAACAGCUGAUCAAACGCAUCAGAGACCUCAAGAACAGCUACUCUGCGGAGUUCAAAGACAGACGGGAUGUUGAUGAGUCUGAUGAAGCUGAUGACUUUGACAACAGCAGUCCUGAUGUGAGCUCCUUACACUCUGAACGGACCGACAGAGAUGAAGACUCCGCUUACGACGGUGGUCAGCAUGCUCCCUCCAUGGCUGCGUUGGAUCUGCCGAUGGUCUUCAAGGCCGGAUACCUGGAGAAGCGCAGGAAAGACCACAGCUUCUUUGGGGCGGAGUGGCAGAAGCGUUGGUGUGCCCUCAGUAACCUGACCUUCUAUUACUACGGCAGCGAGAAAGAUAAGGUCCAGAAGGGUGAUUUCAGUAUUGAAGGCUACAGUGUGAAGCCGAACAACACACUCCGUAAAGACUCCAAGAAGGACUGCUGCUUCGAGAUCUCCGCGCCCGACAAGAGAGUCUAUCAGUUCUGUGCAGGUUCUCAGAGGGAGGCUGAGGAUUGGGUUGAGAGGAUCACCUUCGUACUGAGAGAUAUGGAGUCUGGUAUCAUUCCUGAGGAGCAAGAGACCUAUGACGACGUGGGAGUGCUGGACACACACCCACACACACAUGCUCACACACACAAACUCUCCCACCCACACACACUCCCCCACUCCGCACCCGCGCCGGAGCCCAUUGAUGAGGAGAUCUACGAGGAACUGCCAGAGGAGGAUGAGAUGCCUGCCCCUCCCCCUGCACCUGUGGCCCCCAAACCAUCCGAGCUGAAGAAACCCCCGAUACACACACCACCCAGCAACCCAGUGAGUAAGGCGUGUGACUAUCCUAACUACUACCAGGGCAUGUGGGACUGCACUGGAGAGAAGCCAGAUGAGCUGACCUUCAGAAGAGGAGACACCAUCUAUAUACUGAGCAGGGUGUAUCAAGAGUACGGUUGGUGGGUCGGUGAGCUGAAGGGUUCCAUUGGCAUCGUCCCCAAAGAUUACCUGAUGGAACUAUACGCAUGCUAACAGGUUGGUCCUUGUCAUCAGGCUUCAAGUGCAGAUGCUUCAGCUUCAAGCCCCCCCCCCCCCACACACACACACACACACUCACUCACUCACUC
Messenger RNA from Engraulis encrasicolus (European anchovy), 1320 nucleotides. It is a transcript of the gene skap2, whose product is annotated as src kinase associated phosphoprotein 2. The transcript is spliced from 13 exons. The coding region runs from base 116 to 1225 and encodes 369 amino acids. Lineage: Eukaryota; Metazoa; Chordata; Actinopteri; Clupeiformes; Engraulidae. Gene Ontology annotation, cellular component: plasma membrane; cytoplasm. The record is from RefSeq and is a predicted model, not a curated record. Gene Ontology annotation, molecular function: protein binding.